Messenger RNA from Delphinapterus leucas (beluga whale), 4798 nucleotides. Lineage: Eukaryota; Metazoa; Chordata; Mammalia; Artiodactyla; Monodontidae. The record is from RefSeq and is a predicted model, not a curated record.
GGCAGGCGGACUCUCAACCACUGCGCCACCAGGGAAGCCCUAGACUUUAUCUUAAAGACAACAGGGAGCCAUUGAAGAUUCAUGACCUGUGGAGAGACAGAGGCAGAUUUGUGUUUUGUGAAAGUUAUACAGGCUCUUGUUGUGAAGAAGCUGGCUGGGAGGGAGAGGUGGAAGCAGGAAGACUGAUAAGAUGGGAGCAGUGACUGUCCAGAUGUCUAUGAGAGGCGUGGAGAGGCACAUACGGGAGAUGACUGUACUCCGCUGGGGCUACAGGAGGGUUUUAAGUGGGGAGAGAUGGUACCAACAUGCUCUUUCCCUAAUUCACCCGUGGGCCCUGCUCUGCCAGCUCCCCACCCCAGACCACACACGAAGAAGCAGACCUACCCUCAGCCCAGCCUUUACCUCCCCCUGACCUACCCCUCUUCUCCCUGCUCAGGGCAGUGUAUGGCGCAAUUCGGGCCCGCAGGCCCAGGCUGACAGAUAACAAUGCUCCCGUUGUCUCUCUGCUCCCAUCUCUGGGGGCCUCUGAUUCUUCUUUCUGCUCUACAGGCUCGCAGCACUGACAGCCUGGAUGGCCCAGGGGAAGGCUCAGUGCAGCCCCUGCCCCCAGCUGGGGGGCCCAGUGUGAAGGGCAAGCCUGGGAAGAGGCUCUCGGCUCCUCGAGGUCCCUUUCCCCGGCUGGCUGACUGUGCCCAUUUCCACUACGAGAACGUUGACUUCGGCCACAUUCAGCUCCUGCUGUCUCCAGAGCGUGAAGGUCCCAGCUUCUCUGGAGAGAAUGAACUGGUGUUUGGGGUGCAGGUGACCUGUCAGGGCCGUUCCUGGCCAGUUCUCCGUAGUUAUGAUGACUUCCGUUCCCUGGAUGCCCACCUCCACCGGUGCAUAUUUGACCGGAGGUUUUCCUGCCUCCCAGAGCUUCCCCCACCCCCAGAGGGUGCCAGGGCUGCCCAGAUGCUGGUGCCGCUGCUGCUGCAGUACCUGGAGACCCUGUCAGGGCUGGUGGACAGUAACCUCAACUGUGGGCCCGUGCUCACCUGGAUGGAGCUGGACAACCACGGCCGGCGACUGCUCCUCAGUGAGGAGGCCUCACUCAAUAUCCCUGCGGUGGCUGCUGCCCAUGUGGUGAAGCGGUAUACGGCCCAGGCACCAGACGAGCUGUCCUUUGAGGUGGGAGACAUUGUCUCAGUGAUCGACAUGCCGCCCACGGAGGAUCGGAGCUGGUGGCGGGGCAAGCGGGGCUUCCAGGUCGGAUUCUUCCCCAGCGAGUGUGUGGAGCUGUUCACAGAGCGGCCGGGUCCAGGACUAAAGGGGGAUGCCGACGGUCCCCCGGGUGGUGUCCCAGCUCCCCAGGGUAUCUCCUCUCUGACCUCAGCUGUGCCCCGGCCGCGUGGGAAGCUGGCCGGCCUCCUCCGCACCUUCAUGCACUCCCGCCCUUCCCGGCAGCGGCUGCGGCAGCGGGGCAUCUUGCGGCAGAGGGUCUUCGGCUGUGACCUUGGAGAGCACCUCAGCAACUCAGGCCAGGAUGUGCCCCAGGUGCUUCGCUGCUGCUCUGAGUUUAUCGAGGCCCAUGGGGUGGUAGAUGGAAUCUAUCGGCUCUCGGGUGUGUCAUCCAACAUCCAGAGGCUACGGCAUGAGUUUGACAGUGAGAGGAUCCCUGAACUGUCUGGCCCCGCCUUCCUGCAGGACAUCCACAGCGUGUCCUCCCUCUGCAAGCUCUACUUCCGAGAGCUGCCGAACCCCUUGCUCACAUACCAGCUCUACGGGAAGUUCAGCGAAGCCAUGUCAGUGCCUGGGGAGGAGGAACGCCUGGUGCGGGUCCACGACGUCAUCCAGCAGCUGCCCCCGCCGCACUACAGGACCCUGGAGUACCUGCUGAGGCACUUGGCCCGCAUGGCGAGACACAGUGCCAACACCAGCAUGCAUGCCCGCAACCUGGCCAUUGUUUGGGCACCCAACCUGCUACGGUCCAUGGAGCUGGAGUCAGUGGGGCUGGGGGGGGCAGCAGCCUUCCGGGAGGUGCGGGUGCAGUCGGUGGUGGUGGAAUUCCUGCUCACCCAUGUGGACGUCCUGUUCAGCGACACUUUCACCUCUGCUGGCCUUGACCCUGCAGGCCGCUGCCUCCUCCCCAGGCCCAAGUCCCUUGCGGGCAGCGGCCCCUCCACUCGCCUGCUGACGCUGGAGGAAGCCCAGGCUCGCACCCAGGGCCGGCUGGGGACGCCCACCGAGCCCACAACUUCCAAGGCCCCAGCUUCACCUGUGGAAAGGAGGAAAGGGGAGAGAGGCGAGAAACAGCGGAAGCCUGGGGGUAGCAGCUGGAAGACCUUCUUUGCCCUGGGCCGGGGCCCCAGCAUCCCCCGAAAGAAGCCUCUUCCCUGGCUGGGGGGCACCCGUGCCCGACCGCCACCUUCAGGCAGCCGACCUGACACCGUCACGCUGAGAUCUACCAAGAGUGAGGAGUCUCUGUCAUCGCAGGCCAGCGGGGCUGGCCUCCAGAGGCUGCACAGGCUACGGCGACCCCACUCCAGCAGUGAUGCUUUUCCUGUGGGCCCAGCACCUGCUGGCUCCUGCGAGAGCCUAUCAUCCUCCGAGUCCUCUGAGACCUCCGAGUCCUCCGAGACCUCCGAGUCCUCCGCAGCUGGGCUGGGGGCACUCUCCGGUUCCCCCUCACACCGAGCCUCAGCCUGGCUAGAUGAUGGGGACGAGCUGGACUUCAGCCCACCCCGCUGCCUGGAGGGGCUCCGGGGGCUUGACUUUGAUCCCCUUACCUUUCGAUGCAGCAGCCCCACCCCAGGGGACCCUGCACCUCCCGCCAGCCCGGCACCCCCGGCCCCCGCCUCUGCCUUUCCACCCAGGGUGACCCCCCAGGCCCUCUCGCCCCGUGGACCCACCGGCCCUGCCUCACCCAUUGCCCUGGACAUCUCAGAGCCCCUGGCUGUAUCGGUGCCACCCGCUGUCCUGGAGCUGCUGGGGGCUGGAGGAACACCUGCCUCGGCCACCCCAGCACCAGCCCUCAGCCCCAGCCCAGGCCUGCGCCCCCAUCUCAUCCCCCUGCUGCUGCGUGGAGCUGAGGCCCAGCUGAGCGAUACCUGCCAACAGGAGAUCUGCAGCAAGCUGGCACUGACUGGUCCCCGGGGAGCCCAAGGCCAGCAUGGUGCUGGUAUGGAUUCACCGCUGCUGCCCCCACCCCUGUCCCUCCUUCGUCCUGGGGGGGCCCCGCCCCCGCCUCCCAAAAACCCAGCGCGCCUCAUGGCCCUGGCCCUGGCUGAGCGGGCUCAGCAGGUGGCUCAGAGACAGAGUCAGCAGGAGCAGGGCAGCACCCCGUCUGCUUCCCACUCCCCUUUCCAUGGCUCGCUGUCCCUGGAGGUGGGCAGUGAGCCCCCAGGGACCUCAGGGAGUGGGCCACCCCCCCGCUCCCUAGCCCACCCAGGUGCCUGGGCUCCGGGACCCCCACCCUCCCUACCAAGACAACAAAGCGAUGGGAGCCUGGUGAGGAGCCAGCGGCCCACGGGGACCUCAAGGAGGGGACCCAGGGGCCCUUCCCAGGUCAGUGCCCAGCUCAGGACAGGUGGGAGGUACAGGGAUGUGCCAGAGAUGGCAGCCCACUUCCUGUGUUCUGUCCCCCCACAGGUUCCUACCCCUGGCUUCUUCUCAGCCCCCCGGGAGUGCCUACCAUCCUUCCUCGGGGUCCCCAGACCAGGCUUGUACCCCCUUGGCUCCCCAUCCUUCCAGCCCAGCUCCCCAGCCCCAGUCUGGAGGAGCCCCCUGGGUCCCCCUGCACCACUGGACAGAGGAGAGAACCUGUACUAUGAGAUCGAGGCAGGCGAGGGGUCCCCUUACUCUGGUCCCACCCGGUCCUGGAGUCCCUUGCGUUCCAUGCCCCCAGAUAGGCUCAAUGCCUCGUAUGGCAUGCUUGGCCAAUCACCACCACUCCAUAGGUCCCCCGACUUCCUGCUCAGUUACCCCCCCCCCCCCUCCUGCUUUCCCCACGACCACCUUGGCUACUCAGCCCCCCAGCACCCUGCCCGGCGCCCCACCCGACCUGAGCCCCUCUAUGUCAACCUAGCCCUAGGGCCCAGGGGUCCCUCACCCGCCUCUUCCAGCUCCUCCUCCCCUCCGGCCCACCCCAGAAGCCGCUCUGAUCCUGGUCCCCCAGCCCCCCGCCUCCCCCAGAAACAGCGGGCCCCCUGGGGCCACCACACCCCUCACAGGGUGCCUGGGCCCUGGGGCCCUCCAGACCCUCUCCCCUACAGGGCAGCCCCACCAGCCUAUGGAAGGGGGGGCGAGCACCACCGAGGGUCCUUGUACAGGAAUGGGGGGCAAGGAAGGGAGGGGGCUGGUCCCCCACCCCCCUACCCCACUCCCAGCUGGUCCUUCCACUCUGAGGGCCAGACCCGAAGCUACUGUUGAGCCAGAGCUGGGAGAGACCUUCCUCCUUUCUCUUCUCCCUCACUGAUCUUGGUCCAACCUAAUCCCUUGUUUUGUAUUUUCUUGAGCUCCUGACCCCUACCCCAGGUUUCUAACUUUGUAACUUGCCUCUGAUGUGGGUCCCUAACCUGUUAUCAUAGCUUACCUACCCUGGGCUGAAGGGCAUGCCCAUCACCCCACCACCCUCCAUCCUGGGGGCUCUUGCACAAAUCUGAGAGGGUUAGGCUGACUCCCUGUCCUCCCUUUCUCUCCAGGAGUUCCCAGCAUGUCCUGUCCUGUGCACAGGGGGUGGGGGGACAGCUCCUGCCAUCUCCCCCCACAUACCCCACUAAACCAUCUGACAAAAUUAAUGAAUAAAAAUGGUGAAAAUGUG